CUUAUUAGCAGUACAACUGACACGAGUUUUAUAUCUGCUAUAGCCCCGAAACAUGGAAUUAUAACAACCAACAAUGGGUCCCCAGUCUGCUUCAACCCAGUAUCGGAAAGGUACUAACAGACACUAGUAAGGAUGCAGUCGCUUCACAUGUCUGUCGUGCUGUACACACUCAACACACUUCUCUGCGCCGUGCACGGGCACGGCUACCUUAAGGAUCCCCCUAGCAGAAGCAGCAUGUGGAGAUUUGGGUUCAAUACACCAAAGAACUUCAACGACAAUGAACUAUUUUGCGGUGGAUUUUCGCACCAGCAAAAUCUCGGUGGAAAGUGCGGUUUAUGUGGUGAUGCGCAUGACCAGACAGCGCCAAGGGAUAACGAGGCUGGAGGAAAAUACGCUACGGGGAUCAUCUCGAAAAACUAUACUCCUGGUUCAACUGUGGACAUCACCGUCCGAGUAACUGCUAACCACCUCGGCUUCUUCGAAUUCCGUCUCUGCGAAAAUAACAACGUCUCCAAAACGAUUACAAAGGAAUGUCUGAAGCACCUACUUGCAAACGAGACUGGGGAGACGAAACACUAUUUUGGAAAGCUGAAGGGCGACAUUGUCACCAGAGUUAAACUCCCAGAGAAUGUCACCUGUUCACAAUGCGUGUUACAGUGGAGAUACCAUACAGGAAAUAAUUGGGGAACAGACGGCCAAGGAUCCUGUAUCGGAUGUGGGCCACAGGAGGAAUUCUACGGUUGUUCAGAUAUCGCUAUCUCAAGUUCAGGGGUAACUAAUACAGUAUCGACUCCUGAGACAUCUACUUUGCUGGCCAUUUUAAAAACAUCAACACCAGCAGCAGCAACAACAACAACAGCGACAACAUCAACAUCAUCAGCAACAACAGCAGCUGAAACGACUUCAUCAACAACCAAGACCACAGUUAAAAAACAAACAACAACCUUACCAAUCACAACGACAGCAUCUUCUACAGAAUCUACAGUUAAAACAACAACCGUCCCAACAGCACCAACUACAGAUACCGCUAAAACAACAACCGUACCAGCAGCACCAACUGCAGAUACUACAAGAACAAUGACCUCGCCCUCCACCAACAAGCUUUCCUGUGUAUCUGUCGCUGCUCCUGUGGAUGACACCUGGUGCAAUAAUAACUGUAACCAUUUCCCCUCUUAUUGCCCUUCUCAAUACUGUGACUGUACUUGACUUGAUUUAUGGCUAUUGUCGGACGUUUUAUCGGAUUAUUAUUGUCUGGUAUGCUUCUGCAAUAGGUGGACAAAUAUCGGCCGUUUAUGCGGGUGAAACAAACUCUUGGUCCCAAAGGGGCAUACUGUGCCAAACUUUGAUUAUAAACGUGUUUUAUUAAUCAGAUUAUUAUGCAUGUAUAUCUGUGGCGUAUAACACGAUCUGUUGUGAUAAGAUGACAAUAAAGUAUAUUUUAUUGAA
Molecule: messenger RNA, 1446 nt
Organism: Mizuhopecten yessoensis (Yesso scallop)
Lineage: Eukaryota; Metazoa; Mollusca; Bivalvia; Pectinida; Pectinidae
Exons: 4
Coding region: 133-1206 (357 amino acids)
Source: RefSeq, a predicted model, not a curated record